Molecule: messenger RNA, 2385 nt
Organism: Cloeon dipterum
Lineage: Eukaryota; Metazoa; Arthropoda; Insecta; Ephemeroptera; Baetidae
Gene: Vps51
Product: vacuolar protein sorting 51
Exons: 11
Coding region: 115-2298 (727 amino acids)
Biological process (GO): endocytic recycling; Golgi organization; Golgi vesicle transport
Cellular component (GO): EARP complex; GARP complex; membrane
Source: RefSeq, a predicted model, not a curated record
UGUAAACAAAAUAUUGGAGUUUGGAGUGGAUCGGAUCAGUGGACCUCAGUGUGGCGGACACUCUGUUUUUGUUACGUUUUGCUCAAAUUAAUUUAUGUACGAGUGACUUUAAAAAUGGGAGAAAGAUCUUCAGAAGCAGCGGCGAUGGAUCUUGACGCUGCUAAUUUUAAUUCAGAUUUAUACAUACAAACAGUUUUAAAGAAAUGCACGUUAAGAGAAGUGAUGGAAAAAGAAGCUCAUAUCAUAAGAGACACUCAAACCCUGCACUCUGACAUGCAGACUCUUGUCUACGAAAACUACAACAAAUUUAUAUCAGCAAGCGACACUAUAAAAAAGAUGACCAGUGACUUUAAAGAGAUGGAGGCUGAGAUGGAUUUGUUGGCUGCCAACAUGAAUUCCAUCGCAAAUUUUUCUGAUCAGAUCAGCACCACUCUUCAUGACACAAGACAGAAGCUGACUCAGCUUUCGUCAGUACACACCACCCUGCAGAAGGUCCAAUUUCUCUUUCGGCUGCCCCACACCUUGAAGCAGAAUAAGGAGGAAGGGAGCCUGUCGCUCGCUGUGCAGAACUACACGAGAGCAUUGGGAACGCUGAAAAUAUACUCGCAUAAUGUGUCAUUCAGCAGCAUUCAUAAGGAGUGCGACGAAAUCAUGGAGGGCGUUAAAGAUCAGCUUUUUGGCCAGCUUUCGAGCAAGCAGGCAACACCAAAGGAGCUGGGCGAAUGCGUGGAGCUGCUGCUGUCGCUGGGUGAGCCUGCUCCGGUGCUGUGCCUGAAGUUCCUGCAACACGCGAGCGAGCGGCAGAACGAGCAGUUGCAAGGCAUGGAGGAGCACCUGCGCGUUGGCGACCAGGACGUGAUAGAAUUCCUUGACGUUGGAAGCAACGAUUUCCUCAGCGACAUCUGCCUCAAUGUGGCCACCUACAACGAGCUGUUCGCCAAGAAGUGCCAGAUCGAAGAGGGCGACGACCCCAGCGCGCUGCUCGACAAUUUCGUCCACGAGGCUAUGGACAAGUACUUACAACUGGUGAAGCGCAAGGUGGAGGACGAGCAGGCGCCUGGAACUGAAGCCACAGUGCUGGUCAGGGCCCUCGACAGGUUCUACCGCCGUCUGCAGGCUGCUAGUACCCUCUUGCCCGGGCCAAAUUAUUCAAAGUAUGGGAUGGAGGUGGUGGUUCAAGCUGGACACCGUCAGUCGCAAACGCACCUAAAGAACAUGCAGGCACACUUCGUGGAGCUGCUGAGCAAUGUGCGUCAGACGCUUGCCGCGCCAAAGUUGUCCCUGACCGUGGAGGAAGAAAAACGAAACCCUUCCAGCAGCAACCUGCCUGAGCUCCUGAACACGCUUGUUGCAGGAUCUGUAGACAAAAUUAAAAGCUGCCUCCAGGAUUUGAAACUCUUCCUGCAGUCGGACCUGACCUUCAGUCUGAAGCAGGUCUUCCGGUCCAAAUUUUGUUGCAGCGUGCGUGAAGGAUUCGUGGUUGCGUUCAUCAAAUUUCUGAUGGACACUGCCACUGGUUUUUGCGUGCCGCAGACGCCGCCAACACUGCUGCUUCUUUUGUCUAAAAUGUGUCUGGAGAUGGAAUCUAGCACCGUUAAUUUUUUGUUGAGUCAAACCGACGAAGAAUUUUGCGUGGAGGACUCAGCAAAGGGGACGACGAGACUGGUACUAUGCAAACAGCUGCACGAGUCAGCUCAGAAGCUGCUGGACUAUUUUGUGCGGACGCAGGGGCUCAAUUUAUCGCAGAUGCUGCGAAAGUCUGUCGAAACAAGGGACUGGCUCUGCACCCCAGAGCCCCGCACCGUGCGCGCAGUCAUGAAGAGGGUCGUGGAGGACGUGGCCGCCAUCGAGGUGCAGGUUGGCUCGCUCUACGAACAGGGCAUCCAGCAAGAGAGGAGCUCUGACUCGAGCAGGAGAACUCAAAGAAAGAGGACCAACUGGUAUGCUCCCAGUCAAAUAGAUUCAACACUCGCCAGCAACUUGCAAAAACUCUUUUCUGAGCGGAUUGAGAUUUUCUCUUGUGUGGAUUUUUCGACUGUCUCAAUAAUGACAGGCAUCAUUAAAAUAAGUCUGAAGACGCUUCUUGAGUGCGUUCGCCUGAGGACCUUCGGCAAAUUUGGUCUGCAGCAAAUCCAGGUAGACACUCACUACCUCCAGAUGUACCUAUGGCGCUUUGUAGAGAAUGAAAAUUUGGUUCACUUCCUGCUGGACGAAAUUCUUGGCAGCACGGUGCACAGGUGUCUCGACCCUGUGCUAAUGGAGCCAAGCGUGGUUGAGAUGAUCUGUGAGAGAGGCUAGUCCAUCCAUUCCACAUAAAUGUUAAUUUAAAAUUAUGUUGUAUAUUUUGAUCAUUAAAUAAAACAGGAUUUUUCGUUUUUUGACUUA